Molecule: messenger RNA, 1296 nt
Organism: Pecten maximus
Lineage: Eukaryota; Metazoa; Mollusca; Bivalvia; Pectinida; Pectinidae
Product: cell wall integrity and stress response component 4-like
Exons: 4
Coding region: 1-1296 (431 amino acids)
Source: RefSeq, a predicted model, not a curated record
AUGGAUCCUACUUACAACGAAUCAAGCAAUGCAUGCAACUCACAUCAGUACGUCUGGAGUAACUGCUCCACUGUAGGCGACGCCGUGACCUGGCAACAGAACCAGCCUUUUGAAUGUGAGAAAAACAAAUGUACUAGCAUUAACGGAUACAUGUGGACAACUAAUAACUGUGCUGACGAUAAACCGUUUGUCUGUGAAACUACAGCAGGACUUUGUACUUUUGAGGAGAGGAAUCUAACUGCAGAACCAGUAGAUUUUACAAAGCUGAACCUCAGCACCACUGAUAUAAGUGAAUGUGAAGGACUAUGUAUGAACACGGAGAUGGUUCCGACGUGUGCAUUCGCUGAGACGUCCCUUUCCGCCUUUGAGAAGGCAAGAGAGAAUGACACUGUAUUACAUGUAGUGUUAAAGAACGCCAGCCAGGAGCUGUGUUUUUCCCGCUGUCUGACGUCCAGUAUCGAUGACAUGCAGUGCCAGGCCGUUUUGAACAUCACGUAUACAUCGGGCUGUACCUUGUACUACGGAUUGAGAAGACUAACCAUACCAGAAUCUGCAUUCCUACUUAGCGAUAUCAAAGUGUUCUUCAGAACAUGCACAACUGAUCCGUCCACACCAUCAAAAACCACGACUUCGACGACAACAACAGAAGCCAGUACCACUACUACCACGACUACCCCAGCUCAAGUCUAUCGAACAUCCACAGAUGACGACGAAACGGCAGACAUGCGCUCUACGAGUACUACUCAUGUACCAACAACAAGUACAACUACAACACCACGUCCAACCACAACACCAAGUACAACUACAACACCACGUCCAACCACAACACCAAGUACAACUACAACACCACGUCCAACCACAACACCAAGUACAACUACAAUACCACGUCCAACUACAACACCAAGUACAACUACAACACCACGUCCAACUACAACACCACGUCCAACUACAGCACCCCGUCCAACCAGAACACCACGGCCAACUACAACACCACGUCUUGCGACAACACCCCGCCCUAAGGACGAGUUCGGGCUGACCGUUCCGAAAACAAAACUCACCAGCUUCAAGAACAAAUAUGUGAGUGUUUAUGAGAGUAGGCCGUCCGCCGUAAGCAUGGGUGUAUUUGGAGGGGUUCUCAUUGUCCUGAUCGUCGUCCUAGUUGCUGCUAGUGAUGCCAACGUUAUUUGGGUACACGUGACAACGAUUGGAUUGAGAAACAUCAGAAUGGGAUUUGCAUCAAAGGUUGCAAACGAAGAACAGCCGGAGGUUAAGGAGGAUCCUCAACCACCCAUAUAG